AUGGCCGACACAUCAGACUUGAAUCUUGAUGCUCCCAGUGACCUUCAGGAUCUUCCUGAUCUGUCAAUGGAGCUUAUCCCGCCUCAGGAGGGAACUUAUCCUGACAGAGCUUCUUUGCUUGCCGCUGUGCAGGCGCACGGUAAAGCGCACGGCUAUAACAUUGUCGUGAAGUCAUCCAGUACACCCACGGAGAAGAAACCAGGCAGGGUCGCAAAGGUGUGGCUGCGAUGUGAUCGUGGCGGCCAGUAUAGACCUAGGAAUGGACUCACUGAAGAAACCCGGAAACGGAGACGGACAUCUCGGCUUAUGGAUUGUCCAUUUAUGCUUGUUGCUGCGGGACAUCCGGGUAUCUGGACGCUGACAGUUUUAAACCCGACUCAUAACCAUGGUCCCAUAGUGGAAAAGCCUCGCCAGAAUCCUCAUGCAAAGGCUAAGAAGGGUCAAGUCACGGCAACUCCGUAUGAUUGGCCUUAUGAUGCAACAUUUACUCCAUUUACAACUGCUCUCGUGAUUAUUGACAUGCAGCGUGAUUUUUGUUUGCCAGGAGGGUACAUGGCGUACCAAGGGUACGAUAUUACGCCAGCACAGCUUCUUAUUCCUAAGCUUCAGCGAUUGCUUGAUGCCUUCCGCUCAGCUGGGUUCCCUGUGUAUCAUACACGAGAAGGCCACCGCUCUGAUCUUUCGAGUGUUUCCAACCGGGAAAGCUUCCGCUCGAAAAAUAACCCUUCUGGCAUGGGCAUAGGUUCAGACGGACCGCUAGGGCGACUUCUUAUUCGCGGAGAGCCAGGACACGACAUCAUUCCAGAACUGUACCCCACCAUUGGUGAACCCAUCAUCGACAAACCAGGCAAGGGAGCCUUCACUUACACAGAUUUUGAAUUGCUGCUGCGCAAUAAGGGGAUUAAAAACCUUGUUCUCGCAGGUGUGACCACGGAUGUUCGCGUUUUCACCACCAUGCGAGAGGCCAACGAUAGAGGCUUCGAUUGCAUCAUGCUUGAUGAUGGCACAGCUGCGGCUGAUCCGUCACUCCACAUGAGCGCUGUCGACUCCAUAAAGAUGGAAGGAGGCGUUUUUGGAGCAACCACCAAGUUGGAGGAUAUGGUUCAGGCCGUUGAGAACUUCAAAGCCAUCACGGUGAAAAAACUUGCUCCGCAGAUGUCGGCUGUUGCAACUUAA
Molecule: messenger RNA, 1176 nt
Organism: Paracoccidioides brasiliensis Pb18
Exons: 3
Coding region: 1-1176 (391 amino acids)
Source: RefSeq, a predicted model, not a curated record